Molecule: messenger RNA, 9528 nt
Organism: Cordyceps fumosorosea ARSEF 2679
Lineage: Eukaryota; Fungi; Ascomycota; Sordariomycetes; Hypocreales; Cordycipitaceae
Exons: 4
Coding region: 1-9528 (3175 amino acids)
Source: RefSeq, a predicted model, not a curated record
AUGGAGAUGGAGCGCCCCCGCGUUGACGCUCCAGCCCUUCGGGCCCUCAUAAAGGAUAUCUUUUUGCUGCCUGACCUCCCGGAGGAAAAUCUAGAGAUACCCUUCCUCGAGGAUUUGCCCAAAUUGCUCAUCUAUGCCCUCGAAAAGUGUGAGGCUCUGCUCCCUGAUGAGUGCCAUAGGAAGCUGCGCCAGUGCCGCAACACCGUAGGCAAUUUUUUGGGCGCCAGAGCCAACACGCUCCAAAUCAACCAACAAGGCCUUUACGAGCUCUUGACGGGCAAUUCUGCCGCCCCCAUCCCCUUGUACCUGCCUCAUCACAAUGCCGGCGUCGUCAUUCGCUGGGGCGUUUGCCAGCGCCGCGUUGAAAUAUUUCAGCUAUCCCCGAGAGUCGAUGCCGUCACCUCCACUGUUGGCAGACUGCGACGGCAGUUUCCCGAGAUGAGCGUGACCAUUGAGGAAAAGGUUGCUGCAGACGAGGAUUUUGCUCAGGCGAUUGCCGAGACUCUUUCGGAGAUGGACAAAGAGGAAGUCCCAGGUUUGAAGACCGGCAGAGUGUUUAGACGAAAGCGGUACGAGGAUAAAUGCGACGUCACCUUGUGCGACCACGUCGUCGAUAUCCUCUUCCCUUAUCUCCUCACGGAAAAGUCCACCUCCAAGGACGUCCCCAUUGGCGCAAGCAUUAUGAAGCACACUCGAGACUUUGUGCGCUUCGUCGACGCGAAGAAGUCAAUUGCCCGAAGGUCCCCGGCUUGGCUGCUCUUCAAGGUUGUUCUGCAGCAGGAGUUGCGACACGAGAGCAGCCCCAACGACUACUCCAUGUACAAGCAAUUCAUGCUCGUCUUCUUGUCGUUGCUUCUUGAAGCUGCCUGCGAUCACAACUUUGAUGCCCUCACGCUUCACUGCAUGGCUCGAAAAAUUGGCUACCGGGCGCUGAAGCUACAGGACAAGGCCUCAGGCGAGUGGAUGGCUACGGUCGAGUGUGCCGUCAAGCGGGCCAGCAAUGAGCUCAAAACGAACUGGGCGGAGAUUGUGAAGGCUGAUCAGGCAAAAAGGGCCAAAAGUCUUGCGCCCUUCAUUUUCGACGCCACUGAUUGCCGCAUCAAGCACCCUGGGUUGGACAAGUUUCUGGCCAAGAUCCGUGACCAGCCUCCAUCAGAGGUCGUGCUUGUCGCCGAGCCGAAGUCAGACACCAUUGAAUGGCCCCCUGGAAAGCUGCCUAACAUGGCCUUUCUAACAAAGGAGUCCCCUGAAAGCAUCAUCUUCAACUUGAUAAAAGUCGAGCAAUGGGUCGAGGACUACCUACAAUCAUUUGUGGAGAGCCACAAGACUGACAAGUCGACGUGUUCAGACAUCAGCAAGUUUGCUACUGCUUACUUCAAGCAGGCGACUUCCACUUACAAAGACUUUCCAUAUCACAUUUCUAUCAUGUAUCUCACACUGCUAGAACUGUGGCUUGCUUGCGACGAAUGUGCCGUCGCCCGCCACCACUUGCUGAAAGAAUACGCACCUCUCGGGGUUGAGGAGGUCAACCUGGAGUCUCUGAUGUUGCGGACAGGGCAAGAGAUGCUUCGGCUCUCCAAGAUAGAAGACUAUCUUCGAGAUCGAUCAUCCGACGCAUUAGACAUGCUUGCCCAAUACGGGAAGGCCGACUGCUUCGGGGCUCGGUUUGCGCGGAGUAGCGAGCAGCACAAGAGACUCAUGGCGGCGAUUGAGGACGACAUGGAUAAGCAGAAGCAGGAGAAGUCCAAGGAACUUGAUAGUAUGAAGAUGAAGCAGAAGUGGCAUCUGGAAUGUCAUGAAAAGAGCGAGUGCGACGUGCUCAAAUGCCGCGUAGGCAUCGACAAGAUCCCUUGUAAGCGGUGCCUGAACUUUGCCAUGGCCUGCAGUCUCAGUGUCCAGCCUCUUCGAAGCAUGCUUCCAGAAGACAGCGAUCUCGCCCAGACGAUCGUUUUUGAACUUGCAGUUCCUCCCGAUAUCUCCGCUUGGCGUGACUUUUGCUUCUUCAUCCUGCUCGAAGUCGCCGGGUACGAAAGCCAAACCAAAGACUCAGACUCGAGGGACCCGGACUCGGAAGACCCUGAUUCAGACUCGGAAGGCUCGGACUCGGGGGGCUCAGAUUCGGACUCCGGGGAAGAAGCGAAGCAAGACCAUGACCAAAACAGCCAAACGCGAAAGGAAAAGCGAGUGCCGUUUAUCAGCUACAUUCAGAAUUACCCAAUCUUUUGCGGCUACUUUAAAUCAGAGUCCAAGAGAAGAAUUGUUCUCGCAUCGCCAUCUGAGAGGACCAAGGACAAAGCCCCCGUGCCUGUCCGGCAAGACACGCAGCUGUCUCGCGUUUGCACGCCACAUCCGAUGAAUUGGCAGCUGUUUGACUCGAAACAAGGCAAUUUCAUCAAAAUGAUUGGUCAAACUGAUGUGAUUCGAGAAUUGUGCUCAUUCGAUAUUUGCCAUGAGAAUGAGCUGCUGCGCAGGGCUCUCACAAACGACGAUCCAGCCAUACCCAAGAACCAGAAUGAGCUCAUAUCUCUGCGUCUUGAGGCGGAAAAUGUCGCGAUGCUCAAGCACAAUGAAGAGCUUGGAUCCCUCUACUUUGGAGACCAUGUGAUGUGGAUUAAGCUGCUGCGUGAGCUGCGCGGGACGUCCAUCGACUGGGCAGCUCCAGAAACGUUUCUGUUCAUGUCCCAGAUGGUGUUCGAGGUUGGUCCAAGAGAAGGAGAGGGCCCGGCGAGACAAAGACAUUUCCAGCUAAGUAAUGAGACUUUUGCGGCAGAAUUUGUCAAGGAGACCAGGCGACUGUUGAGUAUUUACGCAGACGGCCGCUCUGGCCGCAAACCGCUGGCCGUGCUUUGCAUCAUUGCAAUCAAGAUGACCAACGAGGCUCCCGAACCUUGCCGAAAUGCUGCAUUGGAUGUCCUGGCCGCUAUACGCAAGAGAUGUUUUGGUUGGCUGAGUGACAAUCGACAGUCCAGGCUCAACGACACGCCGGAGAUGCUCGAGACGCACUUGGAGAUAGCCUUGAUCUGCGCAUACACGUUUGCCGUGGACUACUACUUCUUGAAGCAUCACAUAUUAUCCGACAAUCAAAUCAAAAACGUGGAGCGGUACAUUGUGGCCAUGACCACUAUCCACGAGAACCAGAGAAAAGUGACAAGCUACUUCCAAAAGACGUUGUACUCGGCGUCGCUGCGGCUCGCCGUCAGUGCGACGGGAAUUCUGAUGGGACAGAUCCAACGGGGAAUUCUUGGCGGCAUCAGGAAUGGCCUCAUAUUUUCUUGCGAACAAAACAUGCAGCUCUCGCCGGUUGAGAGUUACAUCAGUCCUGUCUCCGGACCGUGGAUCAAGACGUGCACGCGGAGUUUUGACCGAUCAGCUCCCAAAGCUAUUCACCUAAACCUCAUGACUGGCGAGAUACGCAUUGAUGGAAAGAAUCCCAGGCAUCUACCCGCAUGUUACACGAGCCAUGAAGACUUUGUCGCCCUGUUUGGCGGCCUGAGUCCUACGGUGAUCCCAGUUGACGAUGCCAUCUACAGGUAUCAGUUUCGAAAUCAAUUUGAAGGAUUCCGCAUUCGAGUUGGCAUGAAGAAGAUUAAGCUGAAAGGUCAUCCGCCGAAGUUUAUACGUGAAUUGCAUGUGCGAGCAACCAAGGGCGGCCACGUCUCCGUACUGCUUCCGCGCCGGAUCCUCUCGUUGUCCAGCUUUCCAUUUCCAGACGAGUAUCUCAGCGCCCACUUGCACUGGCAUCAGAUUACAAAGGAAGAUUUUCGAAUCGACUUUUAUCCUCGCCAGAGCGCUUGGGAUCCGAGCUCCAUUGCCUGGGAGCUGCAGUCGCAGCACGACGGUUGGGUUCUCAAGGAGCGUGGUCGAGAUCGCGUUGUGAUGCCCACAUCACUUGCCUACUACAACGGGUUGUCGCGAGUUUUUGAGCAUUUUGUGACAGAGAAAGACUUUCAUGUUAUUUUCAACAAAGAUGCUGGGGUUCUGGAGGCGCGCUUGGGGAUUCUUGGGCUCAAUUUCUUCAUCAACGAUGGAGAGAGGACGAUUCGCUCCUUCGAGUUCGAGGACAUGGCCAUCGACCACGACUAUUCGCUGAAAACACUGAUUGGGCUGCAACCAAAGCUGAUUCUUCGCUGUGAAAAGGACCGGAAAAGCCGAACUCUCUUGGUUGCAGAUGGCGAGGAGCGAGCCUGGCAGACAGCAGGUCAUACCGAGGUUACCGUUGCCAUCAACCAAGACACAACUGUGCAGACUUAUACCAUCAACGAGGCUCUGGGUCAGUUGAGAGGAAAUCAGACGUGGAGGAGCAAGGCGUAUCUUGCCUAUUUGUAUGCGCUCACCUCGCAUUGCUUGCCUGAUCCCUUUACCUCGAAUACCGGCCAGGAGACGGCCCUCGAGAUUCUAACCUCUGGCGCCAUUCUAUCUUUUGACAGCCUUGACGAGAAAGACUGUGCUCUCCUGGAAAAGAUUUCCCAUCUUGCUCCGGAGCAACACUUUCGCAACAGGCGAGGCGCCAGGCCCGUCACGCUGAAAUGGAACGACAAACUGCAGCCCGGCUUACAUCACGACGGAUACUACACUGCUGUUCAGAACAUCCUGGACCAUGCACAAACACUGGAUUCGUUCGCGAACUGUCCUAAAACAUACCGAAGAAAGGUUACUGAGGCCGAAGAGAAGCUCAUGAAGGCAGAUACCGCCCGGCUUUCUUGUUUUCGCGUUCCGGGCUAUAGCAACCACGACGGCUCUCGCGACGCCGACUACUACUUUCGCAUACCAGAUCUCAAGCCAAAUAAAGGGAAAGGGAAAGGGAAAGGGAAAGAAAACAGGGGCGAAGAGGUGGAAACAUGGGACUAUGCCAAAAGUGAAGCUUUUCGCAGAGCAUAUUCAGCCGCUUUUGGGGCGAAGCACCGACGGCGCUUCAAUGUUGCGCUACCCUCUACCAGUGGCGUCUUAUCGCGUAUCACAAGCAAAGGUACAGCCAAGGCUGGGACGGAGCAUUACGAGCUGGAAAAUCUCAGAUAUUCUGCUAAAUGGGUCGACCCGGAGGAGACGGGCGCGUUAGUGCAAGAUUUCUGCUCUAUUCUCAGAGUGCUCACAGGCAGCUCCUUGGGCGAGCGAAACAAGUACCGACUGCGAUUGUGGCUCAGCACGGUCGCGUUUGGCAUCAAUGAUGAAGUGGCCAGAGUUUUGGUUCCUAUCCUCAGUGCCCUUAUCAACCAGCCACGGUCUGAUUGGAAGAUGCCGACCAGGUCAAGCUCGAAUACCACCGUCGGCCAUGAGUGUGACGCGGAUCAACUCGUCGCCAUCUUGAAUAAUGCCAAGAGGCCAUUCACUUCACAACAAGGCCUUUUUGUGAAUGAAACUGGGGUUUCUGAAGAGGUAUUCCUCCAAGACCAAGACAAUGCAAUCGCGAACCUUGUUGGGUUGAUGGUUGGUGCAAAGGGAGUCGUCGACAUGACGGCCUUCGCCUACUUCCUGCAUGUAGAUCAAGCCAUAGUGGCUCUUGAUUGCCGGUUUCGUGACUGGGAUGUCAACAAAUCAUGGAACGAGUAUUGCGAGCAUCUCUGCUCACUCGUGCUCGACCUAACUGUCUCCGAAGCGAAGCCUCCGGCGGUCCUGCUCGCUCUCGUCGGCAAGGACAAGGCUAGAGUCACCAAGACGGAUUCCACCCUUGAAAGCGUGAUCCGCCACUCGGACACUUUCCCACACAUCUCGCUUCGCUGGUUCCUGAAGCAGCUGUCAUUCAGAAGAGGUUCGACGUCCAAGCUGGAGUCGGGAUGGUCGACUCUGAUUCGACAGAUUGCGGCGCUCUGUCGUGACCGUCAGCACAUGGACCGUCUCAUCAAAGCAAGCAGCGACGAAACUGAACUGCUCAACGAGCUACAAACCAUUGAUAGGUAUAGCUACGACGACUCGCUGUUUCCGGACGCGGUGCUCCUCGAGAUCGAGCAGGACAUCUGCCUCCGCGCGAAUCAGCUCGAGACGGCGACGAGGAUGCGAGAUCCGCCGAGCAAGGAGAAUUCCGUCAUGCAGCUCAACAUGGGCGAGGGAAAGUCUUCCAUCAUUAUCCCGAUACUGAGCGCGUCUCUAGCCCAGGGCAAGUCUCUGGUGCGCGUCUUUGUCGGCCGACACCAGUCAGCGCAGAUGAUGGACACGAUGACGGCGGCCAUCGGCGGUCUCAUGAACCGGACUGUGUUCCGCAUGCCGUACAACAGAGACUCCAAGCUCGCGGACAAGGAGAUCAAGAAAGUCAAGGACAGCUUGGUGCAGUGUGUCAAUACUGGCGGUGUGCUCUUGCUGCAGCCCGAGCAUCACCAGUCCCUGCUCUUGUCCACGUGUCUCAACGAGGACACUACCCGAACCAAGAGCUACUUGAAUCUUGUCAAGUAUCUCCGUUUGACGUGCCGCGACAUUAUCGACGAAUGCGAUGAGCUCUUGUCGCCCAAGCAUGAGCUUCUCUACACGAUUGGCACUCCAGCACCGGUAGAUUUUGCGCCAGACAGGUGGCUCCUUAUCCAAGGUCUCCUGGAGAUUCUACCUCGAGAAGAAGUAAUUGCUGAAUGCAACGUUCUUUGUCAACAAGACCCGAAGCGACCCGGAGGAUAUCCGAAUCUCUGCUUCCUCUCACCCGCAAGUCCCUCCGAGGUGCUCACAGAAGCAGCGCGCGUCUUCAUCAUUGAUGGCGUCACGGGAUUCCGCACCAGCCGAUACUCUGGCCCAACGAAGAAGGCCAUUAAGAUGUUCACCACAGAGACGCAUCCAACUGCAAAGUGCAAGAAAACACUCAAGAAGCUAGGCCAAGCGGCGAGAUCCGGCCUGGCCUUGGUCCGGGGAUGCAUCGCUCACGACAUAUUGCGCGCCGCACUGCAGAAGCGGUGGCGUGUUGACUAUGGCUGCGACUUUGCGCGGACACCGAGCACGCGGCUCGCGGUACCGUUUGCCGCCAAGGACGUGCCGAAGCUUCGCUCCGAGUUCAGCAACACGGACCUUGUCAUCAUCUUGACACAUCUGUCCUUCUACUAUGGCGGUCUGCGCGAGCAGGACGUUCGUGAACUCAUCGAGCACAUGUGCGCAGCGGACGAUGGUCACGACGUCUACAAGCUAUGGAUCAGAGAUUCCAGGAUGCUUUCUGGCCUCCCCGAGCUCAACGUCAUCAAUUUGCAGGACGAGAAGCAGUUCCAGCAACGCGUUUUCCCCAACCUCCGAUACUCGGUCAAGGCCAUCAACUACUUUCUGAGCCGUCUUGUAUUUCCCACGGAGCUCAUCGCGUUUACCCAGCACAUGGCCGCCUCGGGAUGGGAUUUGGCUGAAAAGAUGCCGCAUCCCAAGACGGGCUUCAGCGGCACUGCCGACCAGUGUGCCUUGCUGCCCCUAGACAUGAAGCAGCAAAACCUCGCGUCGCAGAUACACACUGACGCGUUCGUGCUCAACAAUGUCCUGCACAGCGACAAUAUCGUCUUUUCAAUGCAUGCGGGGCUAGAGAAGCGCGCGAUGGACGGUGAGGACGUGGUCGAGCAUGUGAUCCAGGACGGCCGGAUCCGUGUCAUUAUCGACGUCGGUGCACAAAUCCUGAGAUUGACCAACAGAGAGGUGGCGGAGCGAUGGCUAGCGCAAACUGAAGAUGGUGGCAUCAAGGCCGUAGUAUUCUUUAACGAAUCCGAGGUUCUAUCCGUCUGGGAUGGCAGUGGAGUCGCGCCUCUCAAGACAUCCACGUAUUCCAACAAGCUAGACUCGUGUGCAGUGUUUCUGGAUGAGGCUCACACGCGGGGAACCGAUCUGCGGCUCCCUCUUGAGUAUAAGGCUGCAGUCACUGUCGGGCCGGGUCUCACAAAGGAUCGGUUGGCUCAAGCUUGCAUGCGCAUGCGGAGCUUGGGCAAGGGUCAGACCUUGGUGUUUUACCUGAGCUUCGAGGCGGAAAAUAACAUUCGCGUCUUGCUGCAGCUUUCAGACAAGCAGCCCAUUGCCGUGGAGCACAUCGUCCAGUGGUCCAUCGUCCAAACGCAGACGAGCAUCGCGCGACAGAUGCCACUCUGGGCCAAGCAAGGCCGUCGCUACGAAAAGAAGAACAAGGCGUGGAACUAUGUGUUGAACAUGAAGAAUCCAUCCGCAGACAGUUACGAAGGAAUAGAGCAGAGCUUUAUCCAAAAAGACGUCAAUAAUGUCGAAAAGAGCUACGCUCCUCGACCACGGCCUGCUGAUGCAAGCAGUCACAUCCAGGGUCCGACCCCAGGCAAGACGGAGGAUGACGAUGACUCCAACACCAGCAGCGAGACGGAAGUCAGCGAUGACUCGACCCUUGACAGCCUGGACUCCCAAUUUAUCAAGGCGCUGACCGAACGGUGCAGGGUGUUUGGUUGCGCGGGCACCGUGGCUGACGAUUUGGACGAGACGUGCGAGCGUGAGGUGGCCCCAGAGGUCGAGGACGAAAAGCAAGUCUGCAAGCCGCCGAAGCCGAUUCCUAACGAAUACACCCGGAACCGGGCUCUGGGGGAGUUUAUCCACAGCGGAAAAGUCUUCGUCAAUGAGGACGGGGGCUUCCAAGGGCUCGAAUGGGCCUUUGAGUCGCUGCACCGCACCACGCUGGCCAGCAUGGUCAAGGAGUUGAACUUUCCUCGAAACCUCGUAGUGUCUCGAGACUUUGCCAAGCCCAUAGACACGGAGGAUCACAUGGACGAUUACCAACAGCACGUCGCCUUCAUCCUACGCGUGAAAACUCACUUGCAGCGGCACGAGCUGCCCCAAGUCGUCGUCGUUAUAAGCCAACAAGACGCCGAGCAAUACUGGCAAGAAAUCUCUGCCAGUAAAAGUAUUGUCGAGCUCGAAAUCUACAACGCAAAGGUUGUCCUCCCUCAAGCCGUGGUCAGGCCUGCACUCACCAACGAUAAGGCUGGUAUGCACCCAACCGCCAUCCGCAUAGCACUGGACCUUUUUGCAGGGCAGCUAUACUUUAUGUCUUGUGACGAGUACUUUGAAGUGUCCAGCUUUCUCGGGCUUGCCUACUUCGAGGCCCCGAAAGGCUUCGAAGUUGACCCGGACGGCUUUAUCCCGCCGCCGGAGCGCCAUAAGAUUCCCGCCUGGCACUGUGGCCCUGACCGGCUUUGGGAUACCUUUGACUCCAGCCCCGUUUCUUUCUUUAAGCGCUUCCUUGGCGUCAUCCGUGGACACGGUGCCGGUAUUGAGCACACCCAUAUGGGAAAGAUGCUCGACGGCCAGCAGCUAGGCCCGACGGAUUUCCCCGGCAGGUAUCGGCUGCCUUGCGCCGCCGACGUCGUCGAGGGUGCAAAAGGCCGUGGCAGAGGCGGCAUCGGAGCUACUCGGCUCGAGACUCGAGCACAAAGAGACCAGCGAAAGCGCGGACACGGUGAUGAGGGCGCAGCCGGGGCCAAGGAGGGACCGGCCGCCAAAAGACCUCGAUCAGAGGAGGGGUCGGAGCUCUCGGGAGAGGCGGCCGACGACGCUGAAAUUAAGCAAGAAAAGGAGGCGUUGAUGAAGGAGGGGAACGGACAGGUAAAAAAGCGCAAGCGGAAGGAAUGA